UGGCCAGUGUGAAAGGGGCUUACGUAAGAUGUAUUUCAACAACAACAACCUGAAUAUCUUAUUUCAGUGAUAACCUAAUAAGACAUAGCCCCAGGCCUACUCCACUCCACAUCCUAUUAGUUCCCGCACAGCGGCAAGACAAGCCUUGAUUGACUGUUCCCAGCACAAUUAAUCAUAUCUCUCGCCUUGUAUGGCAGACACAGAAAGACUCCAGUUAGUCAAAGCACUACAGAUCAUUAGACGUGUGACUGACAGGGACUGAGAGGUCGGCAGCGGAAGGAUGAACCAGACAGACAGCAAAUUACACAGAACAAUAUCAGCUUUUGCUCUUGAAUUAAACAUGCGCCUGAGAAAGACAAGUUGUAACAUUGUGAUAAUACAACAGGAGGAGGAACAUGACUAUGUUGUGUCUCGAAACGUCAGAUGUACACGCAUGUAUGAUUAAUGUUGUAGAGCAUUUAAAAAAUGAGAAGCUGGGGACUGAAUCAGGGCCUGACUCACUGGACAGCACAACAGAUAUCAGAGAGUCCAGACUCAACAAUUCAAGUUAAUAUUUUCUGUGAUCAAACAAACAAGCAAACUACGAAUACAUAUAUUUUUUAACAUUCUCACACAAUUUUAACCAUGUUUGUUGUAAGAUUAUUGACUAGUAUUUGGUAUGAUCCAUUUUUACAACUUAUUUUCCAAUAUUGAUGAGUCCAUGUCUCUCUCCACACACAGGGCUUCUUCCUCUGUUUAGAGAUCCAGUUUCACUUAUGAGUUAAAGUGAUAGACAAUUGAACAUUUCCUCUGGAAAUAUGUGGCAAAACUGCACCGGAAUAUCACAGUUUGCAGAGAAACAUUUGUGUUAUUUGCAUCUACAUUUAGGUGGUGGCAUCCGCGUGACUAUGAAAACACGAAGGACUAUGGGUAAAAUAAGUCUUUGGAACAUAAUUUUAUCCCUGAAAAAAAAUGAUGUUUUAUAUUGUCAGGAAAGGAAAGAAAACAAAAAAAAUGUCAACGUGAUUUGACGCAUAAUCAUUAUCAUUAUCAUCAUCAUCAUGGAUUGUGGCAUCCUUCUAAGCAUCCUGGGUCAAAUUUAUGGGCGGGAUUAUAUUAUGAGGGCGCACCAAUCAGAGCGUACCAAAAGAGACGCAUCUGAGCUGCUGCCAAAGCGAGAGGCGGAGCGGCUGCAUAAAACCAGAGCGACAACGGUAACUCUCCCUCACAGUUUGUCCAACAUCAGUUCUCUUCAAGUCCACAUUCCCAACGACGACAGUCCCUCCCAUCCCAGAGGCAGCCAUGCACCUGAGCGCGCACGAGUCGUGCCACUCCUUGGUCUUAUUUUGCAUCUUGCUGAGGAGUUGCCAGGCCUUCAAGAACGACGCCACCGAGCUGAUGUCCUCGCAUGUGACCGCGCCGGUGCCAGAGGUCCAUAGCAACGUGUCCCUGAACCGCGCACGCACCGGCGGCAGAGGAGCGGGCGGCGCGGCGCACGACAGAGGCGAUCAAAGCCAGGUCGGAUGCAGAGAGCUGAGAUCCACUAAGUACAUUUCUGAUGGCCACUGCACCAGCAUCAACCCCAUCAAGGAGCUAGUGUGUGCCGGUGAGUGUCUCCCAGCUCAGAUGCUUCAAAACUGGAUUGGCGGUGCCUAUGGCAGGAAGUUCUGGGGUCGCCGGAGAAGCCACCAGGACUGGCGGUGUGUCAACGACAAGACCCGCACCCAGCGCAUCCAGCUGCAGUGUCAGGACGGCAGCACAAGAACGUACAAAAUCACUGUGGUCACCUCCUGCACGUGCAAGAGGUACUCGAGGCAGCAGAAUGAGUCAGGCAACAAGUUCGAGGAGCUGGCCAUAUCGCCGCCACAGCUCCUGCACAAACACAAGUCCAAGAGCAAGAGGAGGCUGGGGAAGAGCCGGCUGAGUGAGAACUGGCACGAGACUGAACCCUGAGAGCCGGCACAUGUACAGACUCACUCUGAAUCCACACACACCUACAGGAGUUUUGUCUCAGUGAUAAUGAGACAUGACAUCCAGAGCUUGCGAUUGUGGAUUAUCUUUCAAUUUGACUGGGACUUGAUUUAUGUGAAGCUGGUUCCUCACAAUGAUGGAGAGCUCUAAAUGGUUGCUUCUUGUCAUCGGUUAAAGAUAAUGUGAACAGACCUGGGGUGUACAGUCUGAGGAGCUUCCUUGAGCCCGAGCUAACCCACAUUGUCCCAGAUGUAGCCAUGUUCACGUGUUCCUAUAUCAAUUUCAUACACAGAUGGAGCUCUGCCUGUUUAGGCACCAGUAAACGACAACAAACACCAAAAAAAAGAAUACAUAUAUACAUAUAUAUAUAUAUCAAAUUCUUACUUGCCUUUCGAAGUGUGAAUAAAAUUGUACAAAGAUUUCUGAUGUAUGAUGUAAUAUAUUUCAUGUGGCAGCAUAUAACAUGAAAGGUUUUGCAUAAGUGGCGACAGUAUGUGAGUGAAGUCCAGAAGCUUCUUCGUCAUUCAUUCUUGUAAUAACUUUAUAUUAAAUAAAUAACUUUUCAUCGUG
Molecule: messenger RNA, 2520 nt
Organism: Scophthalmus maximus (turbot)
Lineage: Eukaryota; Metazoa; Chordata; Actinopteri; Pleuronectiformes; Scophthalmidae
Gene: sostdc1a
Product: sclerostin domain containing 1a
Exons: 3
Coding region: 1282-1932 (216 amino acids)
Biological process (GO): negative regulation of Wnt signaling pathway; negative regulation of BMP signaling pathway
Molecular function (GO): BMP binding
Source: RefSeq, a predicted model, not a curated record